GUGGAAGGCGACAGAGACACACCAAUAAAUGCCAGUAUAGUCUGGGAAACACCUCCCUCCGCUCCUUGGAUGGGGCGGACAGAAUUGCAGUCGGAACACCCUUCAACUUUUCUGAAACACUCCACAAAGUGUCCGACGUCCUGCCAUGUUGGGACUGUAACGCAAUUCGGAUUGCUGGUCGAUUUUCCUCGCGCUCCUGAGUCAUGGCUCCGUUUGGAAAAAACUUCCUGAAAGCUCGACAGAAAAACAGAACAAAAGAUGCAGAGCCGGUGGAAGGAAAGGAGAUUCAGGUUACGGUCUGCAACGAGGACAAGGUUGUCUGUGGAGUGACAAAGCACACAACAUGUGCAGAUAUGAUCCAGGCAUUACUGGAUGAUCACAAGUCAAUCCCAGAGAGCAAGCGACUCCUGGUCGGGGAACCCAAAGACUUCUGUCUCGUUGAGCGGUGGAAGGGUUUUGAGAGGGCCUUGCCUCCUCUCACCAGAAUCCUGAGACUCUGGUAUGCCUGGGGGGACCAGAGACCCUUUAUCCAGUUUACUCUAGUCAAAACCAGCGAUUUUGUGCCUCAGCCCACCAAGAAGGGUGGAAAGUCCAAGGGGGCCAAGGCAAAGCGAUGGGAGCACGGUCACACUCAGUCACUGCCCGUGGAGAGGCAAAAGCGCAUGGUGAAGAAAGCUUUCCGGAAGCUGGAAAAGCUUCACAAGGAGAGCAAGAGCUCCCCGGGUGCUGACGAGGUGGACCGGAUGGUGCAGCUUAUUCUCAACCAGGACCACGCCAUCCGGGAGCAGAUUCAACGCAUGAGAGAGCUGGAUGUGGACAUCGAGCAGUUGGAGCUGGAAGCGCAGAAGGAAGCUGAGUCCGAGAGUUCACUGGCUCAGGCUGCUGGUCAGAGUUUGGAGGCGCCCAGCGACGAGCAGCUGCAGGAAUACCUGUACAACAGCGAUGGAAUCAAACAGCUUGAGCUGCAGGUUCAGAGGCACCAGGCGCUCAUCCUUCAGCUUUCCCGGGACAUUGACGCUGAGCUGAGGACGGCCAACUUCCCUCUGAGCCAAUGUGAGGACAUCGAACAGGAAGGAGCCGCGGCUGCUUCCUGGAUCUCCUUGGAGACCGACGAAUCGUUCUACACCGCUGAACUCGAGAGGUUGCAGGAUGAAGUGAAAAACAGCCUCUUCACUGGCGUGUCCCUGCACAACCAAGCUGCAGAAAUAGACAAGCAGCUGAAGUACUUUGACACUACGUUGGUCUCCAAGGACCAGGAGUGCUGGCAGCUUGCUGCCCAACUGAGCUCACUGCAAAUUGGGGACAGUGAAGAAAAGGAGAAGUCCAGUCCUGUCCCUCUCAAAAGUGAGACUCAGUGCAGCGUCUCACAGACACUGAAACUCAAACACAGCAUGUCCCCUCUAGACAUUACAGACACAGACUCAGACACUGGGAUUAGCUCCACACACAGUCAGGACUCGCUGUCGCCAUGUCUCGACUUCCCUCCACCCUUGGACACAGACGUCUGAACAACCCAGUUGACCCUGCAAUUUAUUGGUCUGGAUGCAGUAGCUCUAGUUUGUGCAUGUUGUGUGUUUUCAUUACAUUUCAGUCACAGACGAAUGCAUCUGUUUAUCUGAAAGAUAAAUCCCUGGUGAUAUUUUAUGAAACAUGAAGAGGAUUUAACUGGAGUUAAAACACGGAAGAUAAUCAGCAAUUAUUCUGUAAUAAAUAAGCAAGAAUGCCAAAUAUUCUUUCUGCUUCAGUUUCUCAAAUGUAAGGUUGUACUGUUAAGAUUCUGUCAUGUAUGUUAGUAUAGUGAAUUUCAUUGGGUUUGACUGUUUGUCAACAUAAAAAUGCUAUGUGAGGAUGUCAAUUUGGACUAGUCCAUCCAUUAGCUGAAAAAAUGAUAAAUGAAUGAAUAAACCCUUUAUCGCCCCUGUGGGACUUUGCUUUGCACAAAAAAAAAUGCAUCAACAGCCAUGUAUACGCAAGCACAUAAUAUAACAUGAAACAAAUGCAUCAAUCAACAGAUUGAAUAAUAGUUUUUGCCGUUUUGAAGGUAUUUUCUCAAUCAAUUAGAGAUGGAAGCUGUAGGUGAAAUGCAUCCGUUCUCAAUUUGUACAAAGUCAGGUGUAUUUAUCCCGAAAGUUAUUGCCAUUGUGUUUUAUAUUGUUUUUUUGUGUCAUUAAAAAAGGGGCAAGAUGACACAUCACUUUUGUAAAAUGAGUCACAACUUGGGAAAUAGCUUUACAAUAAAUUUCUCUGUGGUGAACAAGAUCUUUUUUAAAUCCAGAGGGACCAAGAAGUCUUUGAGGAUUCUGGAAGUACCUUCAAAAACAGCUGGAAUUGUUGAAUAACCUCCUGGUUUUUUUUGUUUGUUAAUGCUAACAGAUGCUUUGGUCUUUGACCUAAAUGUAAUGAUAAUACAUGCACAAAACUGGAGCUACAUGUGCACCAGCUUCGGUCCAUCACUGUUUAUGACGGCUGGGUUUCCUGACUUUUGAGUGUAAGCUUUUACGACUAUUUCACAUCUAAGGUGUAUAAGGCUUAGUUUCUUAAAAGCAUUUUUUUUAUUGUUUCAUUUCUUAACAAUGGUGAAUGUAUGCUUCUUUUCUUUCUUAAAGUUGUCAAGCUAUUUAUGUAGCUGCACUUCUUUGUACACACUUAAGUCUAUUAACAAUGUUUUAUAUUAAAACAAAUAGCUAACUGUUUUGUAUGUAGAAUUUAAGAUUUGUUAAAAAUUUAACAUUCGACUACACUGUAAACAUAGGGCUGUAACCAGUUUAAAUGAUUCUUCUUAUGACACAAGCACAAUUUUGUAAAGACGAUUUGAUAAAAUAACCAAGGCAAACAUAUUUAUUUAUCAUGUAAUUGUAUUUUACACAUGAGAUUGUAUUAUGACUGUUUCCCCUCUGAGGUAAUGAUCUCCAUCUGCCACCGAUCUGAUUAAACACAUUAUUUUCAGGGCCAAAACAACACAAAUAUCUGGACUAUAUCUGUGUAAUCAUGCCUAAAAACAAAACCUAUGACAAAGUAAAAUGUACAUUUCAACUUUCAUAAUAA
This is a messenger RNA of Etheostoma spectabile (orangethroat darter), 3045 nucleotides long. RefSeq names its product Ras association domain family member 9 (gene rassf9). The record is from RefSeq and is a predicted model, not a curated record. NCBI's taxonomy places the organism in Eukaryota, Metazoa, Chordata, Actinopteri, Perciformes, Percidae. Gene Ontology annotation, biological process: signal transduction. The coding region runs from base 204 to 1508 and encodes 434 amino acids. The transcript has 2 exons.